Alternaria ventricosa is the source of this 1683-nucleotide messenger RNA. RefSeq lists its product as uncharacterized. NCBI's taxonomy places the organism in Eukaryota, Fungi, Ascomycota, Dothideomycetes, Pleosporales, Pleosporaceae. Bases 1 to 1683 code for a protein of 560 amino acids. The record is from RefSeq and is a predicted model, not a curated record. The transcript has 2 exons.
AUGAGGAGCAGCAUCUCGGGUUGCGGAAGCUACGAUCCGGAUGGGCGAGUUCACCCAGAUCGCCAAAAGCUUCUUCGCAACGACGGUCCAUUGUCUCACUCACCUCAAGUCACUCCACACCAAGAUAUGACGCUCGCACCAGAUGGCUCGUUGGACACGCAGGCUGAAGGCAGUGUAUCGAUUGUAUCACUGCAAGAGCACAAUCGAGUAUCAUCGUCACCCCGGGCGCUGCCUCAACCUCCUCAAGAGCUCAAAGCCAAGCGUAGCUUCGACCAAAUUACCUCCCGCUCGCCGUCUCCGUCCCAUGUGCGCAUCAAGCUCGAAGAAGAGAGCUCGCCUGAACCAGAUGUCAGUAGUUGCAGUACCGGAAGCAAUUCGAAUUUCAGGGAUACCACGGAGAACGACGGGCGCUACUUCGACCCUAUUCUCGAUCCUGUCCCUGUCGGGCUUGGACAAGCUAGCAGGGUGACUACCUGGGACCCUCAAGGUAACGGAGUCGGCUGGCAGAUUCUUUGCCUUGGUGCAAGCUUCGGGCGACGCAAAAUCUGCGGUUACCUUUGCUUCUCGGACACAGCACAGAUGCGCACAUGGGAAGAAUCAGAUCCUAAGCGCUGGGAAUACAUCGAGAGCCUCAGCUCGCUCACGCGCGCCAAAAUCGAACUGACCGACGUCUUGCGGAUCAUCUGUAAUGACGGUGGGGCUCUAGCCACUACUGUUGCAGCAUACAUGGACAGUUUGGAGCCAUGGGUAUGGCACAAAGACGACAAUAAAGUCUUCAGACUCCAUACUGUCACCGUCGCUGCCAUGACUCAAAUCAAUGUCGGCCUCCCGCAUUUGAUCCUUCGAGUUGGGAUGGCUAUCGUCUGGUUGAUCCGCAGCUCACCCGCCCAAUUCCGUGGAUCCGGCACUUUCAAUACCCCUUACUUCUGGUACGCUCCUGAGGACGUUAGCCGAGCUUACUGGUAUCUGAAUAACCUGCGUUGCAACCCCCGCGAACGAGAAAGGGAAGGUACGAAACCUGCCAAGAUAGCAAGGCCAAUGAGAAUGGGGACGGAUGCAGGCUUAUCAUCUCUCCACAACUCGGUAUCCGAAGGUGAAUGGGCUGGAAGGUUCCUGAGGAAGGACAUAGUCUCUAAGCAGGAGAGGAUUUCGGAAAAGCAGAGCGAGCACACGGUCAGGCGGGGUGUCAAGAUAAACAGGUGGGGCGACAAGACAGGCCAAUGGCGCAACAAAGCAGAAAUACGAAGCGAGGAUAUGGCAGCACAACUCCUCCGCCUACGCACCUGGUCCUACAACACCUAUUCCUUCGACAACAUCACGGACGAGACCGAACUAGACAGACUAAUGGACCUCGCUCGCGUUCACACCAAGCCCCAGACCAGGAAUCUCGAUGUCUACAGGUCAGCCUGUAUGGAAGUAGAGCUCUUCGUGUGGGCUAAAUCCCAUCCAAGUAUCCUCGACGAUCGCUCCAAAGAUACGUUUGCCGACUUCAAGACACUUUUAGUUUGGCUUCAUGCCCGGGAUAUUGCGGUUGGAGACGACGAGGGGGUUGCGGGACUCAUGGAGGAUGCGGUUAAGGCUGUGGUUGCCGCUGACAGGGGUGGUUACAAUGGCAAGAAGGCUGCGGUUAAGGAGAUGGUGUAUAUGGCAGACCUCGGGAUGGGUGAGGUAUCUACCGGGUGA